Messenger RNA from Sphaerodactylus townsendi, 2749 nucleotides. It is a transcript of the gene NTM, whose product is annotated as neurotrimin. The transcript has 9 exons. Lineage: Eukaryota; Metazoa; Chordata; Lepidosauria; Squamata; Sphaerodactylidae. Bases 719 to 1819 code for a protein of 366 amino acids. The record is from RefSeq and is a predicted model, not a curated record. Gene Ontology annotation, cellular component: neuron projection.
CAAAGUGUUGGUCAGUGAUGGAGUUGCUGCCAUGACAACCCCUGGAAGACAGCGCUGGAGGGAGAGGGGGACCAGGAGGAGAUGCUCCGCGAAAGGAGGCAGAGCGGGGCUGGGAUUCUGAAAGUCGGAGCAGCCGCAGACCCCGGCGUGCCUCUGCUGCCAGCCGCCCUUUGCUGAACAGAGCCACAGACAGCCACACACAGACCCUGCUGGCUUCCCCCUGAAACUGACGUCCUCUGGCAUCGUGGCUUUCUCUUCUCCUCUGGCUGCUCCCGUGACUCUGCUUUGCAGACUGGGAGUUUGGAAACUCUUGGCCGGGGAGCCCCAGUUUGCACUGGGGAGCGCCAGGCAAGUCCGACCACGCCGGAGCUCUUCUGCUGCUGCUGCUGCUCCUCCUCCUCCUGCUUCUCUGGCCAAGUGUGAGGCAUGGACUGCUAACCGGGAGCCUGGCUCUGGAGGCGUCCAGCAUCUCUGCUUCUUCCCCAAGACAUCCUGGAGAUUCCCUCUGGAUCCCACUUGGGGAGCGUGGAUAUCGAAGGCUGGAUUGCUAAGGGCUCUGCCGACCUCUAGGAAGAGCUGGGGGGUCUCCCUGCAUCGCCCCCUUCCUCCUGGUUGCUUCCCCCCUCCCUUUGUGUUUGCUCACACCAUCAGGUGUCUAGAAAUCUCUCUCUCUUUUCUGGUGGUGGUUUUGCCUGGCGGAAAGUUGGUGCAGCCCAGGAUGGGGGUCGGCGGGUGCUUAGUCCUGCCCUGGAGAUGCCUGGUGGUCCUGUGUCUCAGGCUGCUCUUCCUUGUGCCCGCAGGAGUGCCCGUGCGCAGCGGAGAUGCCACCUUCCCCAAGGCGAUGGAUAACGUGACCGUCAGGCAAGGGGAGAGCGCCAUCCUCAGGUGCCUCGUGGACAACCGGGUGACCCGCGUGGCCUGGCUGAACCGCAGCAGCAUCCUUUUUGCGGGCAACGACAAGUGGUGUUUGGACUCCCGAGUGGAGCUGGUCACCAACACCCAGACCCAGUACGUCAUCCAGAUCAAGGAUGUGGACGUGUAUGACGAGGGGCCCUACACCUGCUCCGUGCAAACAGACAAUCACCCCAAAACGUUGCGGGUCCAUCUUAUCGUGCAAGUUCCUCCGAAAAUUGUUGAGAUCUCUUCAGACAUCUCCAUCAACGAAGGUGGCAACAUCAGCCUCACCUGCAUAGCUACAGGCCGGCCAGACCCCAUGAUUACUUGGAGACACAUUUUGCCCAAAGCUGGGGGAUUCUUGAGUGAAGACGAAUACCUGGAGAUCACUGGCAUUACCCGGGAGCAGUCAGGAGAAUACGAGUGCAGCGCCUCCAAUGAUGUGUCACCUCCCGUUGUGCGAAGAGUCAACGUCACUGUGAACUAUGCACCAUACAUCUCAGGAGCCAAAAGUCAUGGGGUUCCAGUGGGACAGAAGGGAACCCUCCAAUGUGAUGCCUCCGCAGUUCCAUCAGCUCAGUUCCAGUGGUACAAAGAUGAUAAAAGGCUUAUCGAAGGCCAGAAAGGUUUGAAAGUGGAAAACAAAGCUUUCUUCUCCCGCCUGACUUUCUUCAACGUUUCAGAACAAGACUACGGGAAUUACACCUGCGUUGCCUACAACCAGUUAGGGAACACUAAUGCCAGCAUCAUUCUGUACGAAAUAAGUGAGCCCACAAGCUCAACCUUGUUCCAAGAAACCACUGCACUCCAGACAACUUUGCAAGGACCUGGAGCAGUGCAUGAUGGGAAUAGUAGUGGAUCCAGAAGAGUUGGCUGCAUCUGGCUGCUUUCCGUCCUUCUGUUUCACCUGCUUCCCAAGUUUUGACCCUGUCAACUAUGGUGAAAGGAAGAAGAAAGAAAAACAAAGAAUGAAUGAUUGAAAGAAAGAAAGAAAGAAAGAAAGAAAAAGAAGAAUAUUAAAAUUUUAAAAAAUAAUCACAAUAGUAAAGAGAGUAUAUUAUGAAGAAAUCUGGGAGGGAAAGAAAGGGAGUUUGAAACACAAGAAGAAUCUAAAUUGUCCUGCUGAUGUUUGAAUACGACUGAAUGUUUUUUUUUCUCUCAUUAUUUUUUUCCUUCCAUUUUUUUCCUGCUAUGGACAUGUAUGCAGCUGAUGGGGACUAACCAGUGCAUUUGGCUUAGUGCCUAUUCUUGUCCUCAUCCUGCUCAGGCAGAUGGUUCAUCAGUCUCUCUCUCUCUCUCUCUCUCUCUCUCUCUCUCUCUCUCUCUCUCUCUCUCUGUGCUCGGUUCUCCUAUAUGGAGGAUUACAAAGCUGCCCCAUGUGCAAGAAUUCAUGGCUUUUUUUUCCAAUUUACCCUCCUCUUCACGGAUUAUACCUUCAUUUGUCUGAUUGCAAACUAUUGCAGCAACCACCACAGACCACAACUGAUUCAACAGAACAACCACAAGCAGCCACAAGGAACAACAACAACAACACGCAGUUACCCAGUUGUUAAGACAUUGACUCAUUGUACUACAUGGAUAUCACGGAUAUUAAGGGAUUCUGAUUCAUUAUUAAUUUUAUUAAUUAUAUUUUCUGAUAUGAGCCUAGAACUUUGUUAGUUCAUAAAAAAACAACAAAAAAGAACAAAAAACAAACAAAAAAGGGAGGGAGAGAAGUUUAUUAAGCAUUACAAACAAAUCGAGUAGCGGGCUUCUUAAACUAGGUUUACAAGAGGUGGAAGGUCAACUUGUCUCCGGUUGUCUGUGUGGUCCGUCUGGAUGAGAGUUGACAAAUCCAGCAGACGAAAAACAAAAC